UUAAGGUAUUUUAAGGUUCUAAUUAUGAGGAAAAUGUAUGGACUUCCCGCGCAAUGUCAAGCUAGCUACAGACGUGUUUCGGAUCGACACAAGAUGCUGCGUGGUGUGGUUUUUCUGUCGCUGGCGCUGGCGACUCUACAGUCGCCGUCGCCCCGUCUUGGGUCAGAUUUAGAUCUUACGCCGGGAAAGGCGAACGAAACUGUACCGUCACUACCGUGCACGACCGACAAGAACGAGGAGGGGUUCUGUGUUCUGUACUACCAGUGCAAGAACAACGACGUCAUUAACGUCGACGGUGAAAACCUCAUCGAUAUGCGAUUGAAAGACUCGUGCUUGUCCAGCCUGGAGAAAUGUUGUAAGGCGCCGGAAGUGAGUCCAGACAAUGUUCCAGUGCCGGAACCACCACAGAGAAAAGGUUGCGGCUGGAGGAACCCCAACGGCAUCAGCAUCCGCGUGCAGUCGGUGGACGGCGAGGCCGGCUUCGCCGAGUUCCCCUGGAUGGUCGCCGUCAUGAAGAAACUACCGAAAGAGACCUACCUCGGUGGCGGAUCUCUCAUCCAUCCGAACGCCGUGCUCACCGCAGCCCACCUAGUGUCCGGGGAGAGAGACCUGAAGGUGCGCGCGGGAGAGUGGGAUACCGUCACCACAAGAGAGAUCUAUCCGCACCAGGAGAGAGACGUCGCCAGCGUCGUCGUGCAUAAGGACUUCAUCAAACAAACCCUGUACUACAAUAUCGCUCUGCUAUUCUUCACAACGCCCAUGGAGCUGGCGCCCAACGUGGGGGUGGCGUGCCUGCCGCCGCCGGAGUCCGACACGCCCGACGACACGCGGUGCUUCGCCACCGGCUGGGGCAAGACCAGGUUCGGCGAGGAGGGCCAAAACGCGAUUAUAUUGAAGAAGGUUGAAGUUCCGGUAGUGAGCAAGCGGACCUGCCGCAGCCAGCUUCGCAACACGCGUCUGGGUUCGGCGUUCGAGCUGCAUUCUACCUUCAUGUGUGCUGGCGGCGAGCCCGGCCGCGACACUUGCAGGGGCGACGGUGGAUCACCGCUUGUUUGUCCCAUUGAGGGCGAGAAGAACCGCUACUACCAGUCCGGCAUCGUGGCGUGGGGCAUCGGCUGCGGCGGCGACGGCGUGCCCGGCGUCUAUGUUGAUGUCGUCAAGCUGCGGCCGUGGAUCGACGACAAGAUGGCCGGCCGCGGACUCGACCUCAACACGUACGAUCACAACGCGCGCAUUUAAAAAAUUAAAUAUUAUAAAAGAAA
Aricia agestis (brown argus) is the source of this 1262-nucleotide messenger RNA. Its product is annotated as phenoloxidase-activating factor 2-like. Gene Ontology annotation, molecular function: serine-type endopeptidase activity. The record is from RefSeq and is a predicted model, not a curated record. The transcript has 10 exons. Bases 25 to 1239 code for a protein of 404 amino acids. NCBI's taxonomy places the organism in Eukaryota, Metazoa, Arthropoda, Insecta, Lepidoptera, Lycaenidae. Gene Ontology annotation, biological process: proteolysis.